Aspergillus calidoustus is the source of this 684-nucleotide messenger RNA. The record is from the annotation of a GenBank genome assembly. Lineage: Eukaryota; Fungi; Ascomycota; Eurotiomycetes; Eurotiales; Aspergillaceae.
AUGGAGCCAGCGAAUGAGGAGACAGGCCGGAUACCGAGGCCACAGCCGGUCCCUGCUUCCCCUCCUGAUCCUCCGCCGGCUUUUUCCAGCGCCUCUGAUCACGAUACGCCCCCAGCCGCUUCACACUCGACACCCAGCACUAGCUCGAGUCCAGUCUCUUCGCAGUCUCCCAACCACUCGCCAAAACAACGCCCGGUUUCAGGCAUAGUUCCUCCGUAUUGGAGCCACCAACGACAUGCAUCUCGCACCUCCCAAAUCUCCGUCGAUGGCGGACCAGCGAUAACACUCGAAGAUCAUACUGAGGAUCCCAACUGUGAAACCAGCCGGGGCUUGUGGGCCAAGAGUGUGACAAUCGACGAUCAUGUCGUUGUGGAAGGGAAAACCGGAAUUGGUGCAUAUGUGGUUUGGAAUUGCAGAAUUCGAACCCUUGAGGGUGGUAUCAUCACAGUCCGCAUGAGGUACUCUGAGUUUGACGACCUACGGACGAAACUGGUAGCUGCUUUUCCGCACGCGAAGAAUGCGCUGCCGUCGUUGCCGCCGAAAAGUGUCCUGUUCAAAUUCCGGCCCAAAUUCCUCGAUUCACGCCGAGUCGGUCUUGAAUACUUCCUGAACUGUGUACUCCUGAACCCUGAGUUCGCAAGCUCCCCGAUAGUAAAGGACUUCUUGUUCGGGCGAACGUGCUAG